AUUGCAUUCCACCAACAUGUCUCUGAAAUGGAUUUCACUUCUGCUGCUGCUACAGCUGAGUUGUAAUGUUAGCCCUGGGAGUGCCGGAAAGGUGCUGGUGUGGCCCACAGACUACAGCCAUUGGAUCAAUAUGAAGAAAAUCCUGGAUGAACUUGUCCAGAGAGGUCAUGAAGUGAGUGUUCUGACAUCAUCAACUUCCGUUCUUGUUGAUCCCAACAAACCAUCUGCUAUUAAAUUUGAGAUUUAUCCUGCAUCUUCAACAAGACAAGAAUUUGAGGAUAUUGUCAGAAAAAUAACCAACGAUUGGACAUAUCUGAUAAAAGAACCGUUUUGGACACAGUUUUCACGACGGCAAGAAGUCCUUCAGGAAGUUUCUGAUUAUUUUCAAAAGCUCUGUAAAGAUGCAGUUUUGAACAAGAAACUUAUAAGAAAAUUACAAGAGUCAAAGUUUGAUCUCAUUCUCGCAGAUGCUGUUGGACCGUGUGGUGAGCUGUUUGCUGAGCUACUGAAAAUACCUUUCGUGUACAGUCUCCGCUUCGUUCCAGGCCAUAAAGUUGAAAAGUAUAGUGGAGGACUUCCAUUCCCACCGUCUUAUGUACCUGUUGUUAUGUCAGAAUUAAGUGAUCAGAUGACAUUCAUGGAGAGGGUAAAAAAUAUGUUAUAUGUGCUUUAUUUUGACUUUUGGCUCCAAACAUUUAAUGAGAAGCAGUGGGAUCAGUUUUACAGUGAAGUACUAGGAAGACCUACUACGUUACUUGAGUUAAUGAGGAAAGCUGAUGUGUGGCUUGUUCGAAACUAUUGGGAUUUUGAAUUUCCUCGCCCAUUCUUACCACAUUUUCAAUUUAUUGGAGGAUAUCACUGCAAACCUGCCAAACCCCUGCCUAAGGAAGUGGAAGAGUUUGCCCAGAGCUCUGGAGACAAUGGUAUUGUGGUAUUUAGUCUGGGGUCAAUAAUCAGCAACAUGACAGAAGAAAGAGCCAAUGUGAUUGCAUCAGCCCUUGCCCAGAUUCCACAAAAGGUUAGAUGA
Molecule: messenger RNA, 1027 nt
Organism: Equus caballus (horse)
Lineage: Eukaryota; Metazoa; Chordata; Mammalia; Perissodactyla; Equidae
Product: UDP-glucuronosyltransferase 2B4
Molecular function (GO): glucuronosyltransferase activity
Source: RefSeq, a predicted model, not a curated record